Messenger RNA from Penicillium soppii, 1785 nucleotides. It is a transcript of the gene afeA, whose product is annotated as adenylate-forming enzyme AfeA. The transcript is spliced from 3 exons. Bases 1 to 1785 code for a protein of 594 amino acids. Gene Ontology annotation, molecular function: CoA-ligase activity. NCBI's taxonomy places the organism in Eukaryota, Fungi, Ascomycota, Eurotiomycetes, Eurotiales, Aspergillaceae. The record is from RefSeq and is a predicted model, not a curated record. Gene Ontology annotation, biological process: secondary metabolic process.
AUGGGUUCUAAGACCACAAUGUCGACCAAGAUGACUUCAGAUGUCUGCACUGAUGUGUUGACCUUCACCUUCGGCGGACCAAAGCCCUAUAAUCUCAAUCAGCCAUUGUUUAUCGAGGCCGAGGAUCCUUCUCGAUCCUUUACAGCUGCCCAGUUUCGUCAACUCGUCCGGACUUUGAUCGCUGGCUUAAAAGCUCACAAUAUCAAACCCGGGGACUGUGUCUUGGUACAUUUGGGCAAUAGUAUCCUCUAUCCCGCACUCUUCUUCGCUAUUAUCGGCGCCGGCGGUGUCUACAUGGGCUCAAACCCGCGCAGUCAACCCAAAGAGAUCGAUCACAUCCUCAGUCUCGCCGAGCCAAAACUGAUUUUCACAACACGCGACGCACUCCCUUCUAUCUUGGAGGUCUCCGCACCCCGAGGCAUCCACCCAGCCCAAGUGUGUGUCGUCGAUGACCGGGCCAUCGACCACUGUGCGCAGCUGUUCCUGUGGUACGAACUAGGGUAUUCGGCCGCGGGCCAAUUCUCCGCAAUGAGCGAUACCCGACACUCCAAUUUCGCCAAUCUCCUCUGCUAUGGCGAAAGCGACUGGCUGAUGUUCAACGACGCGGCCGUCGCACGAAACACGCCUGCAGCCAUGUUCUCGACCAGUGGCACAGGUGGUCUUCCCAAGGCAGCUAUUCUGUCUCACCAUGCCAUAAUCUCACAGCACCGCGCCAUCUACUACGAUGUGCCGCAUCCAGUGAGCAGACUCAUGUCGCUACCCAUGUUCCAUUUGUUCGGGGCCUUGUGGACUCAUCUCUUCCCUGUUCGGUACGGACACCCACUAUUCGUCCUGCCCCGGUUCGAGGUCAAUGAGUUCCUCGCUACGGUACACAAGUAUCAAAUCUCCGAGACAUACCUGGUGCCUGCGAUUAUUCACUCGCUCAACCAAUCGAUCCUGCCGGUAACGGACUAUUUGUCCUCGCUGCGCUACGUCGGUGUCGCUGGUGCUCCUAUCGAUGCGGCUUCCAUGCAGCUCUUCCGCAGCCGUCUCAGCCCCAUGGCCUACGCAUGCCAGAUCUGGGGUAUGACAGAGGUCGGUGUCAUCUUCCAGACUCGGUACGGUCAGUCCGGUGAUGCGGGCAGUAUUGGCACCCGCCUUGCCGGAUACGAGGCCCGUCUGAUCGAUCAAGACGGCAGGACAGUCCAAGGCGACGAGCGACCUGGUGAACUGCAUGUGCGCGGUGCCGGGCUGCUAACCGCCUACAAGGGCCAGACCGAUGCCCUAGAUCCCCAUGGCUGGUUCCGCACGGGAGAUGUGGCGUACGUCAAGCAAGGCCAGUACUACAUCAUUGGGCGAAACAAGGAACUAAUCAAGGUCCGAGGUUGGCAAGUGGCGCCGGCAGAAAUCGAGGCUGUUUUACUGCAGCAUCCCGGAAUUGCAGAUGCAGCCGUGAUAGGCAUCAACAAAGACGGGAUGGGCGAGGUGCCCCGCGCAUUCGUGGUGCGAUCCCGCGACCCGGCGGUGAGCCGCCUAACCGGUGAACAGGUGUACAAGUACGGACGCGAGCAUCUGGCCCGAUACAAGUCCCUGGAUGGGGGCGUCAUCUUCGUGGAAGAGAUUCCCCGUACGGCAAGUGGCAAGAUCCAGCGGUUCAAGUUGUCUCAGAUGAACUCUUACCGCGAGAUGGUUGCAUCUCUGCUGUCGCAGUUUGAUGGCGAAGGCGCCUCUGAUCGACGAUCACCGAUGGGAGCAGAGAUGGACAUGGCGAUUGGUGUGGCGCCCGAGGGACGAGUCACUGUUUGA